Molecule: messenger RNA, 3057 nt
Organism: Trichoderma aggressivum f. europaeum
Lineage: Eukaryota; Fungi; Ascomycota; Sordariomycetes; Hypocreales; Hypocreaceae
Exons: 1
Coding region: 1-3057 (1018 amino acids)
Molecular function (GO): protein binding
Source: RefSeq, a predicted model, not a curated record
AUGACGGCGACUCCCUCCAGCAACCGGCUGAAGCUCACCCCCUCCAAUUCACCUUUUCUCACCUCCCGACGCCCGAGGUCUCCGCUGCGCGGUCGACCCGUCUUCGAAUCCCGCCUUUCGCUCAAGAGAGUUGUCGGGACAACGUGCCGCUCACCCACCGCCUUUGAUGCCGUCGGCACCACCUUUGCCUACACCGCUGGCGGUGCCGUCGUGGUUGUUCAUGUCGACGCCGACCAGUAUACCCAACGAUUCUACCGAGCUCGCCCCAACGUUGCGUCCCUCUACGCCGCCUCCCAGAACGGACCAUCUGCACCGACGACGGCGACGACGGCCCCAAAGGCUAAUGAUAGCCGGAACCGUGUUGCUGCCGGCUAUCGAGACUCUCACGGUGCGCCAGAUUGGGCAGAUGGUUCGACACCUAGGACGUGGACGAGCCGUGAGCGCAUCAAGGCGGCCACCUGCCUCAGUCUAAGCCCGGAUGGAAAGUACUUGGCCGUGGGCGAGACGGGAUAUGCGCCUCGGGUUUUGAUUUUCAGCCUCCAGGAUACAUCCUCUGAUAUUCCUCUAGUGUCAAUUAGUGAGCAUGCAUUUGGCGUCAACGCAGUGGCAUGGUCCGGGGAUUCCAAGUAUCUCGCCUCCCUCGGAGCCGCAAACGAUGGCUAUCUGUAUGUCUGGAAAGUAGACCCCCGUAAUGGCCAGACAAGACUCUUUCAGCAAAAUAGGUGUACAUCCUACGUCAAAGAUAUGGUUUGGCUGGGAAACAACCUCAUUACUCUCGGCAUCCGGCAUAUCAAGAUGUGGAAGAUUGAUGAAAACGCCGGCAUCUCUCCAGCAAAGCCAAAGUUUGGCUCGGAUCACCCUCCCUUGUCGCCAACGUCUCAAAAGACGUUGCCUGGUCGGAACAUUAUUCUGGGAGGCCUUCUGGAAGCUACUUUUAGCUGCGCAGCUGUCGACGGUAGCAGGUUCAUCAUUUGCACGGAGGCAGGUGAUGUGUGCAUUUUAGACGGCGAUGAUAAGCAGACAAAAGUUGUCUGCAUUCUCAACCUUGAAUUCUCUAUAUCGACCAUUCAAAUCAGGGGCAAUGUUGCGUAUGUUGGCGGCAAAGGCGGCGAUUUCACCAAGCUCGAUGUCGUCAGACUGAUGGAGGGAAGCAAGGACUGUAUUAUUGGCACAUCGCAAUCCUCGACUGGAUUGGUGGCCUUGGGUUUUAUGAUGAAUAACUCAGUCACCAUUGAUGCCAAAGGAUCGAUUGAUAUUUGGGAUUUAGACUACGUGCCCGGUCAAACGGCCGAGCCGUCAUCCCACAUUCAUAUCCCAGGCCAUGGAGAGCCGGUGGCCGGUAUCUGCCCCAUGGAUAGGCUGAAUGAGAUGCAGGCGGCUUUUUUGACUUGGUCAAACUCGGGCAUGGUGACUUUUUGGGACUUGGACGGCAAGAUCAAAGCAUCCAUCGGCAUUCCGUUGGAAGGCCUGAACGCGCCAGAUGCCAAUCCGGAGACGCCGAAUCAAUUGACCUGUGUCAAAAUCUCAAAGAGUGGGCGUCUCUUGGUCACGGCCGAUCGCCUUGGAGUACUGAGAGUCACAGAUACAGCUACAAGGGAGUGUCUUCUCGAUACUAAAGCUCACUCGGCUGAUUGUACAUCCAUCAGCCUGUAUGAAGAUGAAGGGAAAUUCCUCAUGGCUUGUUGUGGUAGGGACCGCACUGCACAGCUAUUUCACCGUGCUUCUAGUAGCGGCAAUAUCGAGCACUUUCAAACCAUUGAGUUUGCCGCCAGAGUUGUUCAAGUUCUCAUCUCAUCGGAUGACAAGGUAUUCACUUGUUCGUGGGACCGAAUAAUGCAUAUUCACGACUUGGUUACCAAAGAAGGGGACCCGGACGCAAUAGCUGCCAUUCCUUCAAAGGUCGUCUCUCUCAAAGCGUCGCCCACUUCCAUGACCGUGAGCUUGGAUAGUCGGACAGUGUUUGUUUCCAUGUUAGACCGAUCCGUCUGCCAGUACGAUAUCUUGACGGGACGGCCGAUCAACUGUUUCAAGUGUAUGGAUGAGAGCAGCAUAGAAUCCGCGGUUCUUGAAUCCAUAUCCAUCGAACAGGGUUCGCCUAGAGACUCUGAUUUUCUGUUGGCCGCCUCCAAUACCGACAAAUCCAUCCGGCUCUACGACUCUAUUUCUGGGAACUUUUUGGACCGAGAAUGGGGUCAUACCGAGGCCAUCAAUGGCGUGUGCUUUGUUGAAGACGGCGAUGAGAACAGACGCGUUGUGAGCGUUGCGGCUGACGGGACGAUCAUGAUUUGGUCUCUCGAUGUUCAUGAGCGGCUGAAAAGUAGAGAGCCGUCACCUUCGAGAGACACCACCUCGGGCAGGCCACCCUUGCGAAGGGUCUUGUCAAAGGCUGAAUUGGCCGAAUUCCAACGCCCUCGAGAAAAUUCGACGGGACAACGUUCCUCGCCGCCUCCGCCCUUGCAAAUUCGAACGGUACGGAAGCGCACUUCUCGACUCAAUCUCGGUUCCAACACCCCCAACGCCAGGACACCCUCUGGGACUCUACAGAUUAGCCCUGGCGCCAGCAGGGUCAUGGACGACACGCCUUCGCGCCGAAGAGGCCUCGAUCCUACUGGCAGCCCUCCGCUCAGCCCAAGGGCCAGGCUGUCUCGUAGGCCAUCGCUUCCGGCCCUAGGCCACGCAGCGCGCAAGAAGAAUUCCACCCCCAACCUUCGCGGAAACUCAUCCCUGACCACGGCGACGGAACAAGCCUGUCGUACUUUGAGAGCAUACCGGAAGAAGCUCUCGUCAGCAGAGCCUAUCAAUCCAGAUGCUCUCAGCGAACUGGAUCAGGAAUUGCGGUUCACUGCGGCCGCGCUGGGCGACCGCGCAAUCAGGAGCAGAGCGAUGAACGAGACGGUUCUGAGCGGCCUCUUGGACCAAUACUCGGAAAGACUCGUCACCUUGUUAGACGAGAAGUUGCGCCUCACCAGCCAACCGAUAGAACGAGACACUGAAGUGUCAAGUGAGGGUCGUCGCGGUAGCACGGACGAAACCUCAAGCACAACAUCAUCACGAUGA